Molecule: messenger RNA, 802 nt
Organism: Dermacentor andersoni
Lineage: Eukaryota; Metazoa; Arthropoda; Arachnida; Ixodida; Ixodidae
Molecular function (GO): GTPase activity; GTP binding
Source: RefSeq, a predicted model, not a curated record
GUUCCUCCAGGAGCUUCUCACAAGCGUGUGAUUGCUCGCAGUAGGUUAGGAGCGGUCGCGCGCGAGCUGUUAUCAUGAGCAGUUUAUUCAAACUUGCGAACGCGAGUGUCCCGCGGAAAUCUUUUCUCAUUGGAAGCUGCGUUAUUGUGGGUGUGGCAACGUGCUUAACUCUGCGCUACUAUUGGAAACGAAGAUCUCGAAAGUAUUACAGCAGCGUGGAAGAAACGUGUGCAGAUGGAGGAAAAAGAAUCCUUGUCUUGGGACUAGACGAUGCUGGCAAAAGUAGCCUCUUGUUGCACUUGUCAAGACCAGACGCGACGUCGACACACCCGCCGCCAACAGAAGGUUUUAACGUAGUUUGCAUCAACUCUGAGAACGGUUCAUCUCUGAACUUUUGGGAAUUGGGUGGUUCUGAAACAGUGCGACCCUACUGGCCCAACUUUCUUCAUGAUACUAGUGUUCUUGUGUACAUGGUGAACUCUGCCGAUACCCAGCGGCUACGCUCUUCUGCUCACGAGUUCCGCAGAAUCUUGCAAGAUGAACGUCUACAAAAUGUGCCAAUUCUUGUGCUUGCCAAUAAACAGGAUCUGCCGGGAGCUAAAAGUGUGGAAGACAUAUCAACCAUACUUGGAUUGGAUGAACUGAAGCAACUCAACUUCAAUGUUCACAUUCUGCCUCUGCAGAUGCCAUCAGACUCAAGUUGCCAGAGCACUGUAGCUGAAGCAAAGCGCAAAAUUCUGCACUUGUCACGAGGGUGGAGCCCCAUCUUGUCACUGUGAAGCAUAGCACGUGAUUUCCAACA